UGUGCACAGCGGCUGUGCUCUGUCUCAGUCCUGAGUCAGUCAGUCAGUCAGUCAGUCACUAUGGACUCCGAGGUUGCCCUGAUUUUACAAACUGCAAACUUUGCAGCUGAGAAACAUAAAAGCCAGCGCAGAAAGGAUGUAGAGGAAACCCCUUACAUUAAUCACCCUAUAGGUGUUGCUUCAAUCUUAUCUCAGGAGGCUGGUAUUACUGAUAUAGUAGUGCUACAGGGAGCUCUGUUACAUGACACAGUUGAAGAUACCAACACUACUUUCUUGGAAAUCGAGGAGAAGUUUGGUCCAGAAGUUCGAAAGAUAGUAGAAGAGGUGACUGAUGAUAAGACAUUACCGAAGAUGGAGCGGAAACGUCAGCAAAUUGAGCAUGCUCCACACUGCAGCCACGGGGCCAAGCUGGUGAAACUGGCUGACAAGUUGUACAACUUACGAGACUUAAACCGGAGCACUCCAAAAGGCUGGACAGACCAAAGGGUUCAAGAAUAUUUCCAGUGGGCAUCAGAAGUGGUGAAUGGUUUACGUGGGACAAAUACAGUGCUGGAAAAAAGCUUGCAAGAGCUAUUCAUAAAAAGGGGGAUUAUACAAACUAUUUAGAACCUGUGGUAUGUUCUAUCUAAGUCAACAUACUAAACUGAAACAAAGCAAAUUGUUGAUGCAAUCUGCAACGUGAAACCUCAGUCUUAAAUGCGAUGGAAUUCAUUAACCACUAGGAAACUCCUUAACGAUA
Messenger RNA from Pelobates fuscus (common spadefoot toad), 739 nucleotides. It is a transcript of the gene HDDC3, whose product is annotated as HD domain containing 3. NCBI's taxonomy places the organism in Eukaryota, Metazoa, Chordata, Amphibia, Anura, Pelobatidae. Gene Ontology annotation, molecular function: guanosine-3',5'-bis(diphosphate) 3'-diphosphatase activity. The record is from RefSeq and is a predicted model, not a curated record. Bases 61 to 606 code for a protein of 181 amino acids. The transcript has 4 exons.